Messenger RNA from Epinephelus fuscoguttatus (brown-marbled grouper), 4306 nucleotides. RefSeq names its product F-box and leucine-rich repeat protein 3, like (gene fbxl3l). Gene Ontology annotation, biological process: SCF-dependent proteasomal ubiquitin-dependent protein catabolic process; regulation of cell cycle; entrainment of circadian clock by photoperiod. Gene Ontology annotation, cellular component: nucleus; cytosol; SCF ubiquitin ligase complex. The record is from RefSeq and is a predicted model, not a curated record. Gene Ontology annotation, molecular function: protein binding. The transcript has 5 exons. Bases 152 to 1450 code for a protein of 432 amino acids. Lineage: Eukaryota; Metazoa; Chordata; Actinopteri; Perciformes; Serranidae.
CUUAUUAUGGGAGCUGCUCCUGCUGUCCUAUAUCAGCGACAGCCAGCAUUUCUGCAGUCAUCUCCAGCCAUGGCUCCGAGUGAACGCUGUCUCCUCCACCACCGGCAGAGCACAACACCCAGAGGAAAGUGUGGCUUUUGAGCUGUUCAUAAUGAAAAGAGGAAGGACAGGUCUCAAAUCAAAGUGCCAACACUUCCUCUCCCAUGAGGAGAGGGCUAAGAGACAGAAGCGGGGGAUGUCCAGCUUCACCCUGACCUCAGCAGAGGACUGGGGUAACCUGCCCCACCACGUCGUCCUGCAAAUCUUCCAGCAUCUGUCACUGGUAGACCGGGCCAGGGCCUCGUCUGUGUGCCGCGGCUGGAAUGACGUCUUUCACACCCCUGAUCUGUGGAGGAGGUUUGAGUUUGAGCUCAAUCAGUCGGCGACAUCCUACCUACGCUCUACUCACCCUGACCUCAUUCAGCAGAUUAUCAAAAAGCACGCCCAGCACCUGCAGUACGUCAGCUUCAAGGUGGACAGCUGCACAGAAUCUGCAGAGGCGGCAUGUGACAUUCUCUCUCAGCUGGUGAACUGUACCAUUAAGACCCUGGGGCUGAUUUCCACAGCGCGGCCCAGCUUCAUGGAUGUGUCUCAGGCCCACUUUGUGUCGGCACUGACAGUCGUGUUUGUCAACUCCAAGUCCCUCUCCUCCAUCAAGAUUGAUGAUACGCCAGUGGACGACCCAUCCCUGAAGGUGCUGGUUGCCAACAACAGUGACACCCUGAAGUUGCUGAAGAUGAGCAGCUGUCCUCAUGUCUCCCCAGCAGGUAUCUUGUGUGUUGCAGACCAGUGCCAUGGACUCAGGGAGCUGGCGUUAAACUACCAUCUCCUGAGUGAUGAGCUCCUGCUCGCCCUCUCCUCUGAAAAGCACGUCCACUUGGAGCACCUGCGCAUUGACGUGGUGAGCGAAAACCCCGGGCAGACGCACUUUCACACCAUCAAAAGGAGCAGCUGGGAGGCUUUGGUCCGACACUCACCCAAGGUCAACAUCGUGAUGUACUUCUUCCUGUAUGAGGAGGAGUUUGAGCCCUUCUUCCGCGAGGAGACUCCCGUCACCCACCUGUACUUUGGCCGGGCAGUUAGCAAAGAGAUGCUGGGACGCAUUGGGCUGAACUGCCCUCGACUGGUGGAGCUGGUGGUGUGCGCCAACGGCCUUCAGCCCUUGGAUGAGGAGCUGAUCCGCAUUGCUGAACGCUGCAAAAACUUGACUGCCAUCGGGCUAGGCGAGUGUGAAGUGACCUGCAGUGGCUUUGUGGAGUUUGUGAAGAUGUGCGGGGGCAGGCUGACUCAGCUGUCAAUCAUGGAGGAGGUGUUGAUCCCAGACAGCAGCUACAACAUGGAGCAGAUCCACAGUGAGGUGUCCAAGCACCUCGGUCGUAUGUGGUUCCCUGAUAUGAUGCCCACCUGGUAGGCUGAUAUGAAGCCAGGGUGGAGUAUGUGACUUUUAUGGACAGUUACUGUAUGGAUGUGCAUCCACAGUUACGCAUUUUAUUGUUGAACUGAUGUCUCAGCCUGCAGUGUGAUUCUCUCAGAUGAGAGACAGUUUCUCUGUCAUCAGUGAUCUCUCAUUUCUAAAGCUUCUAAAGCACUUGUAUUUUUACCUGCAGUAAAUUUAAUUUAAGACUGAAAAUGUUUCCCUCUUUAAAACAUUUGCAGACUGAUUUCUGUCUGGCUAUCUUGUGAGCAGUCAGCUUUCUUUCUAUGCAUCGAUACUGUGAUGUGAAAUCUUAGAUGCACCAGGCUCUUUCAGUCUAUGAAUUAUGGUCUGAAGUUACAGUUGCUCACUGCAACCUUUCAAUCAGUAUGUGUUAAGGAUGUGGGUCUGCCAUCUGCUGGUUGCUUUUGUUUCAAGCAUCACACUUCAGAAUUGAUCUUGAACAGCAUCUGUGAUAAUAUCAUCAGUGAAUAUUGUUUAAUGAAUUCCACGUUAUUUUGUGGUGAAAUGUUGUUCUUUACUUUAUGGCUUCAUCCCUCUAAGUCUCAAAUCACUUCAUCUACUCAUCUUUAAAGGGACAGUUCACCUAAAAAUCAAAAAUACAUAUUUUUCCUCCUACCUGUAGUGCUAUAUAUCAAUCUAGAUUGUUUUGGUGUGAGUUGCUGAGUGUUGGAGAUAUCGGCCGUAGAGAUGUUUGUCUUCUCUUUAAUAAAAGAUGGCAAGCGGGUCACAGCGCAGAAGGAAGGCAAAGAAGAAAGAAGGCCUCCUCCUCUGGGCUGAGUUGUAACAAUAGCUAGCUUAGUGGUAGCAGCAGAUACAUGGUUCCUUCUUCACAGUGAUAUGCUUAGCAGGUAUAGUUCGGUAAAAAGAAAAUAGUUCCUACAUGAAACUGCUCACAACUCGGUCUGUGGAUUAUCUUGAGUAAACAGUUAACAUUUUCUGGAAAGAGACAUUGCUGUUGAGCUUUUCAAAUGUAUUUGUUUGGCUCUUUAAGCACCACAAGCUGAGUGCCAUCUAGUUCCAUUAUAUUUAAGAGAAGGCAGACAUCUCUACAGCUGAUAUCCCCAACACUCUGCAGCUCACGCCAAAACAAUCAAACUGAUAAAUAGCACUAUAGGUAAGAGCAAAAAUGUGUUUUCUAAUUUUAGGUUGAAGUGUCUCUUUAAAUAAUUUUUUUUCUUCAUUUCCCAGGACACAGUUUGAGAAGUCUGAAGUCGGUGCAUCCAGCCGUUGAUAGAGAGAGCACCAACAAUAGUGAUACUAAAGCAGCACAGAGAGAACAAGAAUUUCAAGUCAAGUCAGUGCAACAGGCACACCUUCAUGAAAAACACAAUGGGUCUUGUAUUCCUUUCUAUUUGUGUUUGUGUCAGUAGAGACUUCAAUAUAUCAUCUUAAACCACCACAUUUUAAUUUGGUAUUUCAGCACUGGCUAAGACAGAUGAAGGUUAACACACCAGAUGUCUUCACUGCGCUCAAAAUAGAAGCCUCUAAGUGUUUCUUUUUUUAUCGUGAUUUUUUUUUUUUUUUUUUUUUUUACCACAUGGUGCAAAUUUAUUUUGUGCAAGAUGGUUCAGGUUCCAGAUCCGUGCUGUAACACACGCUCUAUUAAAGGGACAGUUCACAACAAAAUCAAAAAAUACGUAUUUUUCCCUUGUAGUGUUAUUUAUCAGGCUAGAUUGUUUUAGUGUGAGUUGCUGAGUAUUGGAGAUGUCUGCCUUCUCUCAAAUAUAAUAUAACUAGAUGGCACUCAGCUUGUGGUGCUCAAAGCGCCGAAAAAGUACACUUGAAAAACUCAACAGCAGUGUUUCUUUCCAGAAAUCAUGAUCCAGUUACUCAAGAUAAUCCACAGACCUGUUUGUGAGCGGUUUCAUGUGGGAACUAUUUUGUUUCUACUGAAUAACAUCCGCCGACCAUAUCACCGCAGGAGGAAGUAUCUACUGCUAGCUCAUCUAGUACCACUGAGCUAGCUAACAUUACAUCUUACAUUUUGUCACGAGCAUGAGACUCUUGUCCGUGAGGAGAUGCACACGUCCUUCUGCGCAGUGAUACGGUUUGCAGGUGUAGUUUGGUAGAAAGAAAAUAGUUCCUGUAUGAAACUGUUCACAACAAGGUCUGUGGAUUAUCUUCAGUAACUGGGUCAUGACUCCUAGAAAGAAACAUUCAUGGUGAAUUUUUCCGACAGAUUUUUCUUUGGCGCUUUGAGCACCAUGAGCCGAGUGCCAUCUAGCUCCAUCAUAUUAGAGAGAAGGCAGACAUCUCUAUGGCUGUAACUCACACCACAGCAAUCAAUUUGAUAAAUAGCACUACAGGUAACAGUAAAAAUGUUAUUUUGAUUUUGGGGUGAACUGUCCCUUUAAAACCGUUUUAAAAAAAUGUUCUGUUUUUGUAUAUUCGUCUGAUAUAUUUACAUGUUUGUUAUAUGUGUGCAGCAGUGAUCGGGUUGCUCAGGUCUGGAGGAGCUCUUUUUAAUUGUGACUGCUGUGUUUUAUUCUCAAUAAAACAAAAAUAACUUAAAUGCAGCGUGUUCUUGUAUCUGUAAUACGAUCAAGCCUCAUCUCGGAUGUUUCAAUGUCUGUUUUUCUGACUUUGUCCUGUUUGACCUUUCUGCAGCUUUUUAUUCUCAACGCUAGAGAGCAGCAGUGAUCUAACUGGAGGCAGUGGGACCUUAUAUAAGCAGAGCUGCUACUGUAUAAUGAAGUAUGCCAAUGAUAACUCAGCCCUUUUUACAAGUGGAUUCGGCUUGUGCACACUCCAUUUCCAUAAAAAAAGCGCCAGACUUCGUAGUUUGGGAUUCUUUUCUUCUGAUUCUUCUGAAUUUACCUUUUGGGUUGU